AUGGAAACUCAGAAAUUAUAUAUCUUUGCCUAUUCCUUGAGGCUUCUGUUAUCAAUAUUAAAAUUAAUUCUCUAUAAAAUUAGGAUAAUAAACUAUUAUUUAUUUUUCUUAUUAGCUUAUAAUAUAGAAUAGUAUUUCAUAAUAAAUAAUCUUAUUAUUAUAAAUAAAAAAUAUAAACAAGUUUUCUUAUUAAAACACACAUAAAAUAUUUUGGAAGAGAAAUUCCAGUGUAAUUUUUAAAUAGACGACAAAUCGACCAUGAAAAUGAGAAAGACAAUAAGCAGCCAAUCCUUUCAAAAAUCACCGAAAUUGUGGAUCAUAACCCGCAGAGUGAAAUUUCUAUACAAGUAGACUCAAUUGAAUUCUCCAAGCAAGAAAUUAGAAAAGAAAAUCCAAGCGAAAUUGCUGUUGAGAACUCUUCAUUUAUUCAGGCAACAAGGUCGCAUUCUUUAGGAUUCCAAGUAACUUCUUUUCCUAUGAGAAAAAUAAAACUGAAAAGAGGCAGCAUUUCUACACAAAAAUCGCCAGCUGAUUUUGACCGUGGACUUGCUAUAAGACCAAAUUCAACAGGGUUUGAAUUUGAGUCUCCACCGCAGCCUUACAAAACUUUGAAUUACUUUAAGCACAAUCCAUGAGAAAACCUGAAAUACCGAAAAUUGAAGCCAGUAAAGGUGAAUAAUAAAGAUAGUAUUUUGGUAAUCAAAGAAAAACAGGACAUGUCGUAUGCCCUGGAUAAUAGAAAUACUCCAUUAAAAAUUCGAAGCCCUCCUCACAGUGUAUAUAAGAAAUUAAAGCCGAUUAAUUCACAGAAAUAUAAGAAUAUAUUUAACGCACAAGCUAGCCCAAAGAAAAAAAUCCGGUUCAGGUCAAAUAAAGACUUGGAGAUUACAGGAAUUAAAAAAUAA
Blepharisma stoltei is the source of this 905-nucleotide messenger RNA. The record is from the annotation of a GenBank genome assembly. NCBI's taxonomy places the organism in Eukaryota, Ciliophora, Heterotrichea, Heterotrichida, Blepharismidae.